AUGGCCGGGGGUGGAGGUGGAGGAGGUGGAGGAGGUGGAGGAGGAGGUGGACGCAAACGCUGGAAGAAAGCAGGACUCCCCGGAUUGUAUUGCUACUUCCCCCUCCUGGUCUGGGUGGUGUCUGUGUGCGGAGAGGAGCAGACUUAUAUUGUGGAAACGUGGUUGAAAACCUACGGAUACCUUCUGCCGCAUGACGUUCGGACCGAAGACCUGCGGCAGGAGAAGGUCAUGCAAUCUGCUGUAGCAGCCAUGCAACGCUUCUAUGGCAUCCCAGUUACUGGUGUCCUGGACCAGAGGACCAGAGAGUGGAUGCAGAGGCCUCGCUGUGGCGUCCCAGAUCGUCCUCAUCAAAGUCGUAAACAGAGAAACAAACGCUACGCUCUAACGGGACAGAAGUGGAGAGAGAAGAAGAUCUCAUACAGUAUUUCAAACUUCACUCCUAAAGUGGGAGAGAAGGACACUCAGAGAGCCAUCCGUCAGGCCUUCACCGUGUGGCAAGCUGUGACGCCGCUGUCCUUCCAGGAAGUGCCAUACGCAGAGAUCAAGAGUGAGGGGCGGGAGGCGGACAUCAUGAUCUUCUUUGCCUCUGGUUUCCAUGGAGACAGCUCUCCCUUCGAUGGCGAGGGCGGUUUCUUGGCUCACGCCUACUUCCCGGGCGCCGGCAUUGGAGGAGACACUCACUUUGACUCCGACGAACCCUGGACUCUGGGGAACGCCAACCACGACGGUAACGAUCUGUUCCUGGUGGCGGUGCAUGAGCUGGGACAUGCGUUGGGUCUGGAACAUUCUAACGACCCCAGCGCCAUUAUGGCUCCGUUCUACCAGUACAUGGACACACACAACUUCAAACUGCCUCUGGACGAUCUGCAGGGCAUUCAGAAGAUCUACGGCAUGCCCACUGCGAUGCUGGAGCCCACCCGGCCCUUACCCACGCUGCCUCCUCGUCGUGUCUCCACCUCUGAGCGUAAACACUCGCGUCCUGCUCGGCCCUCAGGAGACCGCCCUGCACUGCCCGGCAACGGAAAACCCAACAUCUGCGACGGCAACUUCAAUACUGUAGCCUUCUUCCGACGAGAGAUGUUUGUCUUCAAGGACCGAUGGUUCUGGCGUCUGCGGAACAACAAGGUGCAGGAGGGGUACCCCAUGCAGAUCGACCAGUUCUGGAAGGGGCUCCCUCCUCGGAUCGACGCUGCGUACGAGAGAUCUGACGGGAAGUUUGUCUUUUAUAAAGGUGAUAAGUUCUGGGUGUUUAAGGAGGUGACGAUGGAGGCGGGGUACCCCCAUAGUCUGGAGGAGUUGGGCAGUUGUCUCCCCAAAGACGGCAUAGAUGCGGCGCUGCGCUGGGAACCGGUGGGAAAAACAUACUUCUUCAAAGGCGACCAGUACUGGCGCUACAACGAGGAGAAGGCCACCGCGGACCCAGGGUACCCCAAACCCAUCACCGUCUGGAAGGGGAUCCCCAGCUCUCCACAGGGGGCCUUCAUCAGCAAAGAAGGAUACUACACAUACUUCUACAAAGGCAAAGACUACUGGAAGUUUGACAACCAGAAGCUGACGGUGGACCCUGGGUACCCCAAGUCCAUCCUGCGGGACUGGAUGGGCUGUGACCAGUUGGACAUCGAGCGCCUGGGGGGCGGCAGUGGUAACCGUGGAGACCGCCUACUGCCCCUGGACGACGUGGACAUCAUGGUGACCAUCAACGACGUCCCGUCCACCGUCAAUGCCAUCGCCGUGGUGAUUCCCUGUGUCCUGUCCCUGUGCGUCCUGGUUCUUGUUUACACUAUCUUCCAGUUCAAGAACAAAGGGACACAGCAAAACACACUGACGCCGCAGUUCUACAAGUACCCAGUGCAGGAGUGGGUAUGA
Knipowitschia caucasica is the source of this 1866-nucleotide messenger RNA. The record is from the annotation of a GenBank genome assembly. Lineage: Eukaryota; Metazoa; Chordata; Actinopteri; Gobiiformes; Gobiidae.